AUGGAGAAGAAAAAAGAUGUUGUUGUUGUUGAUGUUAAUGAUGGAUUGAAUGAUGAUGGGUUGAAUGAUGAUGGGUUGAAGAUGAACAAAGAUGUUGUUGAUGUUCAUGAUGGAUUGAAUGAUGAUGGGUUAAAUGAUGAUGGGUUGAAUGAGAAAGAAGAUAUUGUUGUUAAAGAAGAUAUUUCUUUUGUUGAUGUUGUUGAUGGGUUGGAUAAGAAAGAAGAUAUUGUUGUUGUUGAUGAUGAUGUUGAUGUUGAGAAGGAAAACAAAGAUGUUGAUGUUGAUGUUGAUGUUGAGAAGGAAAACAAAGAUGUUGAUGUUCUGAAUGAGUUGGAAAAGGAGGCUGAGUUGAAGAUGGACGACAAUGAAGAUUUGGCCACAAAGAAGAAGGAGUUCGGCACGAAAAAGAAAGAGUUGAGCACAAAGAGGAAGGUGGAGUUGGCCAAGAAGAGGACGGAGGAGUUGGCCAAGAAGAGGAAGGUGGAGUUGGUGAAGAAGAAGGAUGGUGAUCAGGAGUUGGAGAAGAAGAAGGAUGAUGAUGUAUUAGAAAUGACUCCAACAAAAUUUUUGGGAAAGCAAUUUCAGAGAAAGAAGAAGUCCACAAAAUUGGGGAACUACACAAACCCUAAUGGAAAAACGUUUAAACUCAAUGAUCCAGUAACUGUCAAUCCUCUUUUAGUCUUUUUCUUCACUAUGUUCUCUUACUAA
Impatiens glandulifera is the source of this 708-nucleotide messenger RNA. RefSeq lists its product as uncharacterized. The transcript is spliced from 2 exons. The record is from RefSeq and is a predicted model, not a curated record. NCBI's taxonomy places the organism in Eukaryota, Viridiplantae, Streptophyta, Magnoliopsida, Ericales, Balsaminaceae. The coding region runs from base 1 to 708 and encodes 235 amino acids.